Messenger RNA from Populus trichocarpa (black cottonwood), 2514 nucleotides. RefSeq names its product zinc finger CCCH domain-containing protein 14. Bases 1427 to 2341 code for a protein of 304 amino acids. The record is from RefSeq and is a predicted model, not a curated record. NCBI's taxonomy places the organism in Eukaryota, Viridiplantae, Streptophyta, Magnoliopsida, Malpighiales, Salicaceae. The transcript has 3 exons. Gene Ontology annotation, molecular function: metal ion binding; mRNA binding.
AUACAAAUAGGGCGCAAGGAUAAAUGUGACCUCUGAAGGACAACUGUUAGAACAAAUUUUCAGAAAAUGCUUUGAACCUCUAUCGACUUGAGAUAUCUGUAGUUAACAUGGAGAGCCUUCGCAAACAACACGAGCUAGAGGUCUGAGAUUUUAUUUUCACGAUUUCUUCGAUAUUAUUUAGGACUCUCCAAAUCAAAAUUCGACCUGAGCUUUCUCCCCAUUUGAUAAUGCUUAAUCAUCCAUAUCAUGGUUUUUAUUUUCGGUUUGAGAUUGAUCUGGUUCAGGAUACAGGUUAUUGGGUUGCUAGAUCUAAAACACCAAGACUGAGUUUGACUUGUGAAGUAUCUUAAAUUUAAUCAGGUUAACUCACUGGAUUAUUUGAGUUUGGUUGAGUCAAUGAUUCAUUUAAUUUCUUAUUUCAAAGGAAUUUAAUCAGGUAACACUUGACUCCUUUUUUUGAUAGAUAGGGAUGACCGGAUGAAUAAUUUAUAAAUAUCUGAAUAUUUUACUUAAUAAAUAAAUCAUAGGGUAUAAAUAUCAAUAACUCGACGCAUAUUUACCUGUUGCCAUCCAUAAUUAUUGCAAUAGACACUUAUACACAUAUAAUACAUAGAUUUAUUUACACAUCAAUUAUACCCUUUUAUUACCUUUUAUUUUGAUUUGAUUGUAUAGACCAGUUCUUGUAGCCUUUAAAUAAAAAAUAAUAUAUUUAAUCUUUAUGUUUUUCAAUUUAUUUAUAAGUUAGCACUUCCAUUCAUGUUCUAAUCUAAUUUAUUUACAGGUCAUUUAAUACAAGCUAGUUUAUUUUUCUCUAUCUAUUUAAAAAAAAACUCCAAACAACCCUUAAUUUCUUUUUAAAUUGUGAAAAACAGAGUAAAGAAAAAAAAUAGUUAAGGUGAAAACCUGAUUAAAAAAUAAGGCAUUAAAAUUUUUUUACUAAACAGAGAAAGUUUAAACUAUUAAAUUAUUUUUAAUAUUAUAAGGACUAAAAAAAUAUUUUUAACAAGCUCCAGGGAUCAAGUUUUUAAUAAACUCUUGGUUGUAUUUUAUCAUGACGAUAGAAAAGUAGUACACGUGAGCAGGUCAUCACAAAUUUCUAACAUCACCUCACGCACGCGCGUAUCACGUGCGCCUCUCCUCUCUUCUCAUUCAAAUUUCUAAAAAAAUAAAUAAACCCCAUUUAAACCUAAUUUUCGAUUCCGCUUUUUUUUGUUUUUUUAAUUUUCUCAUUUAUUUCCCUUUGAAGUCCCUCCCACCCCCGCUCUUUCCUUCUCUUCUUCGAAACCCUAGAUUUCGCAAUUUCCCUCUCUCUCUAGGGUUUCGCAAUUUUUUUCUCAAAUUUCUCUUCCCUUCGUAGCUUACCGAGCGAGUUGGAUUAGUGGUAGUUUAGUUAGUGAAUUGCUGGAUCUGAAAAUUACUUAAGAGAAUGGAAUUUGGCGGCGGUCACCGGAAGAGAACCAGAAACGACGCUGCUUUUAAUGGCAAUGGUGGCCACAAAAAGAACAGACAAGAAAUGGAGUCCUUUUCAACUGGUAUAGGAAGCAAAUCGAAGCCAUGCACAAAGUUUUUCAGUACUUCUGGAUGUCCAUUUGGUGAGGGAUGCCAUUUCUUGCAUUAUGUUCCUGGUGGCUUCAAAGCUGUGUCUCAGAUGCUUAAUGUUGGUGGCAGCCCAGCUCUUCCACCAGCAUCCAGAAAUCAAGGUGUCCCAACCCUUUCUUAUCAAGAUCGCUCUUCUCCUCCAUCUGUGAAGUCCCGUUUGUGCAAUAAAUACAACACAGUUGAAGGUUGCAAGUUUGGUGAUAAAUGCCACUUUGCCCAUGGUGAGUGGGAGCUUGGGAAGGCUUCUGCUGCUCCAUCAUAUGAGGAUCCUCGUGCCAUGGGGCCAAUUCCAGGCAGGAUGAGUAGACACAUGGAGCAUCCACACCAAGGUCAUGGUGCUGCAGCCAGCUUUGGGUCCUCUGCAACUACUAAGAUCAGUAUUGAUGCAUCACUUGCUGGAGCCAUCAUUGGAAAAAACGGUGUUAACUCGAAGCAUAUUUGUCGUGUUACUGGAGCCAAGCUUUCCAUAAGGGAUCAUGAGGCAGACCCUAAAAAGAGGAGCAUAGAGCUCGAGGGUUCAUUUGAUCAGAUCAGUCAAGCAAGUGACAUGGUUCGCCAGCUUAUUUCAAAUGUCGGUCAAGCCUCUGGGCCUCCCAUAAAAAACCAAGCAAUGCACUCUUCUGGUGGAUCAAACAACUUCAAGACCAAGAUCUGUGAGAACUUUAACAAAGGAUCUUGCACUUUUGGGGAUAGGUGCCAUUUUGCACAUGGUGCUGAGGAAUUGCGCAAGUCGGGAAUGUGACCUCCCAUUUGCCACCUUGUCUCUUUCUACUUCUUCUUCUUCCUGUGUUAGGACAUACUCUUGUUAUAGCCUUUGCUUAUUUGGCGUGGUUAUUGAGUAUUUUGGGAUUCAAAGAUUGACAAAUGCCAUCUCUAGGUUUUUCUGUCCGCAAUUUUAUUUAUCUUUUCGUUCCA